Drosophila navojoa is the source of this 2753-nucleotide messenger RNA. RefSeq lists its product as uncharacterized. The record is from RefSeq and is a predicted model, not a curated record. NCBI's taxonomy places the organism in Eukaryota, Metazoa, Arthropoda, Insecta, Diptera, Drosophilidae. Gene Ontology annotation, biological process: nucleotide catabolic process. Gene Ontology annotation, molecular function: hydrolase activity.
AGUUUAGUUGGAGUUCUGCUUUCCACAGUGACGGUUUGGAAUCGGCAAAUCAAAGCGACUAAUUUCUGCGCAUAACAAUUCGAUUGUAUUCGUUCGUGUGUGUAUGUGUGAUUGUGUGUUUUUAGCCGUUUUAGACGCAGAAUAUUACAGAGCGCAGCAUUUUUUGGUGUACAAGAAAAAGUGGUGCGCGAAACAGGAUUUUAUCUUGGCUGUUUCUUCGCCUUCAACUACUGCAGCACACAAGCCCAGUUGAGUUGAGUGGAGCGCUAAUAACUGUGCUUGUUUACGUCAAGGUCGCUGCAUAGGAUAACAACAACAACAACAAACAAACAAUUAGAAAUUUUCUAGAACAAAUCGUUGCACGCACGCGCUAACUAAUUUUUAUUAUUUGGAACUAUUUGAUCUUGGAGCUUAUUUCAUGUCAACCCUCUUGCCGCGCUACCUAAUCCUAAUAAAAGCCUAUGCUUCCAUUGAGGUGCGGGACGCUGGCACCCGUACUCUGUCCAUGCUGCAGAGCACAAAUCCGAAUUUUCGCUCACUCGACCUGUCGCUGACGCCCACAGUAUCCGUGUCGGCCAGUGUGCCGGGCAGUGUGCCGACUACAACGAGUGCCGAGGGCUCACUGAGCGGCUCUACAAAUUUAUCGGGCAUUCUGCAAGACACCGAGGAUAGCUGCGAUACCAAAUUGCUGACACGAACACGGGCAUACGCGUCCGUUAGUCAGCCACAAAGUCCAAGGCAUCGUGGGCGUGGCACACCAAACGGCCUGACCGGACGCUCCACAUCGAUAUCGUCACAGUUGGAGAAGACCAAAAAGCUGCUCAAAAUGACGGAGGGCGAGGACAAGCCACUGACCAUUCUGCACUAUAACGAUGUCUACAACAUUGAAUCGAUGGCCGAGACGGAGCCGGUGGGUGGUGCGGCCCGCUUUGCCACAGCCAUCAAGAGCUUUGCACAUCUCAAUCCACUUGUCCUGUUCAGCGGCGACGCCUUCUCGCCCAGCAUGCUGAGCACCUUUACCCAAGGCGAACAGAUGAUACCUGUGCUCAAUCAGGUGGGCACACAUUGUGCUGUCUUUGGCAAUCAUGAUUUUGAUCACGGUCUGGAUGUGCUGGUUAAGCUGAUCAAACAAACGAAUUUCCCUUGGCUCAUGUCGAAUGUGGUUGACAACGAAACUGGUCGCCCGCUGGGCGGUGGUAAAAUCUCACAUUUUAUACUACACAAUCAAAUCUCGAUUGGACUCAUUGGUCUGGUCGAACGGGAAUGGCUCGAAACGUUGCCCACAAUCGAUCCCACCGAAGUCACAUAUAUCGACUAUGUGGAGGCUGGAAAUCGUUUGGCCCGCGAACUGCGCAACGAGGGCUGCGAUCUGAUCAUUGCCCUCACACACAUGCGCACGCCCAACGACAUAAAUCUGGCCGAGAAAUGCAAUGGCAUUGACAUCAUUCUCGGCGGGCACGAUCACGUGCGAGAGGUGACCGAAAUUAAUGGCAAAAUGAUUGUGAAAUCUGGCACAGAUUUCCAACAGUUCUCAGUCAUAACCAUCGAGCGACAGGCCAACGAUCGCACACAGUUCACAACGGAUGUGCAGUGCAUGGACGUGACGUCCAAGAUACCAGAGGAUCCGGUGCUCAAACAGGAAUUGGACAAAUAUGCUAAAUUCAUAGAGAGCAAGUUAUCGGAUGUCAUGGGCAUAUUCAGUGUGGAGCUCGAUGGCCGCUUCUCGAAAGUGCGCACUCAGGAAACGAAUCUGGGCAACUGGGUGUGCGAUGUGGUGCUGGCAGCUGUGGGUGCCGAUGUGGUUAUACUGAAUGGUGGCACAUUCCGCUCGGAUCGCAUACAUCCGGUGGGCAAGUUUACAAUGGGCGAUCUGGUCAAUGUUAUACCCAUGCGAGAUCCUUUGAUCCUGCUGGAGGUCAAGGGACACAUGCUGUGGCAGGCGCUCGAGAACGGCGUGUCGGCCUAUCCCAAGCUUGAGGGUCGUUUCCCACAGGUGGCUGGCAUUAGUUUCGCCUUCGAUCCGCAAGCGGAGCCUGGCAAGCGCAUCGAUCCACAGUUGAUACAGGUGGGCGAUGAGUACUUGAAUCUGGAGCAGACCUACAAAUUGUGCGUCAAGAGCUACUUAUAUAUGGGCUGCGAUGGCUACACCAUGUUCAAGGAUGCCAAAGUGUUGAUGGAUGACGAUGCCUGUCCAGAGCUGGGCAUAACGUUGCAAAAUCACUUCAAGGCCAUCAAUUCGCGCAAAUGUGGUCAGAAUACCAAGCAUCGACAGUCGCUAGUGACGCUAUCGCGACGACACAGUCUGGUGCAAUGUCUGGACAGUUUGGAUCUGGAUGGUCCGUCGCCCAUACGUAAACUCUCUGUGGGUCAUCACAACAAGUCGCUGGAUCUGGCGCAUGGCAAUUCGCAGAAGAUGCUGCGUCGUGCCUCGCUAGAUGAUCUCGAGCAGUCCACUUGCGAUUUGGCGCCACAGAUUGAGCAUCGUAUUAUAAUGAUACAAAACGAGGAGCAUCAUCGUCAGCUGCUAUAUAAGAAGGAGACGCACAUUAUGAACUCAACCAUAACCGAGGCGGAGGACGAUAGUUACAAAUGUAGGAAACUUGAAACGAGUUUUAGGGCAAUUACCGAUUCGGAAAGACAGAUAUGAGUUAAGCUAAAGUGAAAGACAGUUAGUAAAGCAAGCUUAGUUAUGCAUCGAUGGAAAUCGUCUAGAGAUAUAUAUAUAUACACACAUAUAUAUACAUAUAUUUAUA